UGUUCAACUCGUGCUACGCUGCACGUUCCCUCUCGAGGGCUCUUGGUCGAGAAGUUCAAAUUAGAUUGGCUUUAACGAGAGUGUGCGGCUCCGUCUGACUGGAAAGGAGAAGGAUAGAUAUCUCGGUGAUUUAUGGCAGGGUUCGGAAGAGACUUUGAGGACAGGAAGACGAAUAACAGUAGAAUGGGUCUGGGUGUCUUCAGAGUCCUUGCAUUGUGCGUGGCUGGGCUGUCAGCUGUCUGCGAUGCCAUCGACGAGAACUCCACCUAUUGGCAGGAGAGACAGCAGGUGCUAGCCAGUGAACAGAUAACCAUUAUGGGCCAAGACCAGAUCCUAAACGCGGACGAGCAAGCAGUCAACGAAUUCCUGAUGGAGAGAAAAAUGGCAGAGAUGGACGCCUCCUUCAGCAGCCUCCAUUACCUCCCAUCCAAAAAUUUCCUCCUCGUCCGAGAGGAGAUUGAACAGACCGAUGUUUUUAAAUUCCUCAAACUAAUGCCGAAAGGGGCGGCACUACACCUCCACGACACAGCCAUGGCCACAGUGAGCUGGGUUGUCUCGGAGAUCUCGUACUGGGAAAACCUCUACAUGUGUUGCGUUGCAGGGGACCAGCUCCUCCUCAAGUUCAUGGCUGUACCAGACACGUCGUGCAACUGGACACUAGUGAGUGACAAAAGAGCGUCGUACUCUUCCGCGGAAGAAUUUGACAGAGAGCUUCUCGGCAGACUGUCCCUAGUCCUGGACGAUCCAGUGGAGAAGUUUCCAGACAUCAAUGCUGUCUGGAAAGCCUUUGAGAGCACGCUCAUUGCCAUGACUGGGAUGGUGAUGUACAGGCCUGCCUGGGAGGCAUAUCUUUACCACGCCCUGCUCGAGUUCAUGGAAGAUAAUGUACUUCACGUGGAGUUCAGGGGUACUCUGCCUAGAUUGUAUGAACUUGAUGGCACUGAGCUGACCGAGGAAGAAUCUCUUCAGGUUUACGAAAAAGUAAGUCAGAAGUUCCUCUCGGAUCACCCCACGACGUAUUUUGGGACUCGGUACAUCUAUGCUCCUUUGAGAAGAGUGGACAAUAUUUCUACCAUCUGGGAUUACGUCAACUUGGCUAAGAGGUUGCAGCAAGUGUGUCCGAAUUACCUCGCUGGCUUCGACUUGGUCGGACAGGAAGACUUAGGACUGCCCCUGAAAGAUAUCUUGGAUCCGCUGCUCACGCUAUCCGAAGGCGAAGUCAAGGUCCCCGUGUUUUAUCACGCUGGCGAAACCGCUUGGAUGGGCAUGAGCCCUGACGAGAACCUGAUAGAUGCCCUGCUGCUGAAUGCGACAAGGAUCGGGCAUGGGUAUGCCAUCACAAAACACCCCGGGGCUAAGCAACUAGCCCUGGACAGGGACGUUCCGCUUGAAGUAUGCCCUGUUUCCAAUCAGGUACUGAUGCUCAUCGCUGAUCUCCGAAACCAUCCUGUUUCCGGGUUGAUUUCCGAGGGAUUCCCGAUCGUCGUUUCGGCCGAUGACCCCAGCACCUGGGGUGCCGUGGCACUCUCGUACGAUUUUUACGAAGCCUUCAUGGCCCUCGCAGGCGCCAAAGCUGAUCUGAGGUUCUUGAAACAACUUGCCAUUAAUUCAAUAAAAUACAGCGGCCUCGACAACGACAACAAAGAGGAACUCAUGAAUAUGUGGCAGCAGGAAUGGGACGCUUUCAUAGAAGAAAUGAAGAGGCUCACCAGCAGCCACGGAAGAACUAUCAAUCCCACUUUCACUUGCGUCAGCUCUACCUCCCAGCCGGGUUUUUAACGGCUUCGCAUUGUUGUAUAGAAUCAAUCUCUCAUUCUCGGGUGGUUUGAAUUAAAAGAAAAUUGCUUUUCAAAUUAUCUUCAAGAAGAUAAUAUCUUGCUGUGUAAAUAGGCCCCGUUCACACUGACGAACUUGCUCGACGAACUUUGCUCGAUGUGACGUCAGAAGCGCAGCUACAGCGGGAAAAGUCCUGACUUCCUGCUGACGUCACAAAGAACACAAUUCGUCGAGCAAAGCUCGGGAGCGUGCGGACGGAGCCUUUUACGAUCAUCUUGUCAAAAAUUAGUGUUCUUGAUAAUGAGUAUUGGCCUUAUAUACUAGUGAUUUAUAUCGGUGGCAUAAAAAUGUGUAAUUCCAGAUCCAAACUCAUUCCAGAUAUCUUUCAGGAAUUAUUAUUAUAUAACAUUUAAUUUAUUAAUACUUCUCGACAACCAAGGGCCUUAUUUAAUGAAACUGCAUUUUCAGAACAGGGAAAUAAAUGUAGAACCCUC
Molecule: messenger RNA, 2270 nt
Organism: Macrobrachium nipponense
Lineage: Eukaryota; Metazoa; Arthropoda; Malacostraca; Decapoda; Palaemonidae
Product: adenosine deaminase 2-like
Exons: 11
Coding region: 133-1779 (548 amino acids)
Biological process (GO): inosine biosynthetic process; adenosine catabolic process
Molecular function (GO): adenosine deaminase activity
Source: RefSeq, a predicted model, not a curated record